Messenger RNA from Penicillium macrosclerotiorum, 600 nucleotides. RefSeq lists its product as uncharacterized. The record is from RefSeq and is a predicted model, not a curated record. Gene Ontology annotation, cellular component: BLOC-1 complex. The transcript has 2 exons. Gene Ontology annotation, biological process: endosome organization. The coding region runs from base 1 to 600 and encodes 199 amino acids. Lineage: Eukaryota; Fungi; Ascomycota; Eurotiomycetes; Eurotiales; Aspergillaceae.
AUGUCCGUCUCAGCAGCCUCGAUUCCCGACACUUCGCUUGGCCUCACCUCGUCCGAAAUCCAGAUACUCCGACAGCAGCAACAGAUUGCUCUGCAGGGCGGCCAUGCCGGCAAUGGAAUGUCUCGGGGCCGAGGAACGGGGCGAACCAGCAAUUCCAGCUCACGCGCAACCAGCGCCGCCAGCAGCCAGGGCCGCUUGCUGCUGGACCCGAUGAGCCUGCGCGCCCUGUCACACCAGCUGGACAAUCUUCAAUCUCGAAUCCGCCACCACAUAGAAGAUUUAGAACAAGAGAUGCAAGAAUCGAUCGCCCGCACCUACGACCGCGCCGGCAAUGUUAUGCGUAACGCGCAGGCGGAGAUCGACCUGACCCGUCGCAUUCUCGCCGACAUCGACGACCUGGACAAUGAGCUGGCCAAGAUCUCUCACAUCCGUGAUAUCGUCAAGGGCUUUCGCGCCCGCAUCGAGACGCUGGAUCAUCGCAUGGACCAUUACCCAUCCGUUCAUCGCUCGAAUUGUUAUCCAUCCCCGACACCAACAUCAACGCGUACUUCAUUCUCAAGCCGAAGUCCUCUCUCUUCCCGCCAUCCUCCCUCCUCUUAA